CGGAGUGGUAUAAAUAAUGGCAUUUGGUCCGGAGACAGAGCAGUACCACACAUCCCCCGAACCUUCACGGAUAAACAACUCGGACCCAUUUCGAUAUGAAAGUCUUCGCCCUGACCCUUUUGAGCCUGCUGGCUCUUAGCCAGGCCCGCCUGGACUAUAAGCUGCAGUGCGCCCGCAACGAGAUCGGAAUCCGCUGGCCGAGCUACCACAGCAACUCCGAGUACUAUGUUUGCUCCGGUGUCUACGGCAGCCAGCUGACGGCCCACUGUCCAUCUGGUGAGGUCUUCACCUUCGUCCUCCAGCAGUGCACCUCGCCCGCCCACUACGUACCUGCUCCUCCUAUGGAUGUCCUGCCUACUGCCGCUCCCGUCACCAUGCACCUCGUUGAAGACUCUCCCCCAGUGAUUGCCUCUGCCCAAUCCGAGCUGGAGAACGAGAGUGGCGAGCACCAUCAUGGCCACCACCACGAGCAUGAGCACGAACACGAGCACGAACACGAGUCCGUGGAGGAGGUCGAGUCCCACCCCAUUCCUCCCACUCCCGCUCCAGAGCCACCAACUCCACCCACCGUGGAAGUGUCCAAGCCUGCCGUGCCCGUUCCCAACAAGGUGAAGAAGCCCGUGGUGCCAGUGCCUAUCAAGAAGCCCACUAUUCCCGUGCCCAACAAGCUGGCCAAGAAGCCCACUGCCGCUUCCGCUGCCGCCAAGAAGCCAGCUGCUCCCACCCCCUCCAAGGCUGCCAAGAAGCCAUCGCCACCCAAGCCAGCCGGCAAGAAGCCAGCCAGCGCCUAAUUCCCCCAGAAUUAGUAGCCCCCAGAUCGCCAGUUCCAAUGUCCACAUCUUUACUUUCUAGCAAGCGGAAUUUCAUUCACUACUCUGAAUAGCAAUAAAUUAAAUAUCGUGAACUGCAAAAA
Molecule: messenger RNA, 913 nt
Organism: Drosophila ananassae
Lineage: Eukaryota; Metazoa; Arthropoda; Insecta; Diptera; Drosophilidae
Product: vegetative cell wall protein gp1
Exons: 2
Coding region: 96-791 (231 amino acids)
Molecular function (GO): chitin binding
Source: RefSeq, a predicted model, not a curated record